AUGGCUACUAUUAUCGAUGAUUCUUCAACAGAAAUUAAUAUAGUUAUUAUUGGAGAAACAGGCACCGGUAAAUCAACUUUAAUUAAUUAUUUAACAAAUCUAUUUUAUGAUGGUUCAUUAACAAAUCUUAAAAUAGCUAUACCAACACGUUAUUUAAAAUCUAAUAUGUCAUCAAUAAUGCCUGAACAUCAUGAAAAUUAUUUAAAUGAUAUAACACAUUGUAAAACAAGUCAAUGUACAAAAUAUCAAUUUAAAAUUCAACAAGUUUAUUUUAAUUUUUUUGAUACACCUGGUAUUAAUGAUACAGGUGGUUAUUUAACUGAUAAUGAAAAUCUUAAUAAAAUAUUUGAAUGUAUACAAUCAUUUGAUUAUCUUACAGGAUUAGUACUUAUUUUAAAUGGUACACAAGCACGUUUAACAAUUAAUAUUAAAAAUGUUCUUGAACGUUUUCAUGAUCGUAUACCUGAUAUAUUUUAUUCAAAUAUAAUUCUUAUUUUAACUAAUUGUAAUUCAUAUACAGUUAAUUUUGAAUCAAUUAAAUUUUUAAAUCAUCCACCUAUAUUUUAUAUGCAAAAUUCAGCAUUUUCAUCAGAUCCUCAUCAAUGGUCAGAACAAACUUAUGAAAUUUUACAACAUGAUUGGAAUAUAUCAAUACAAACAUUGAAUGAUUUUAUUAAAACUUUAGUUUUAUUAACACCUAUUUCAACAAAAUCUUUAUUAGAUAUUGAUAAUGAUCGAAAUAUUAUUCGAAGUGUUUUACAUGAAAGUCGUCUUAUGAUUAUGGAAUUACAACAAAUUGAAGAUGAAUUAAUUGCACUUGAACAAGCAUCUAAUAUUUAUUCAGAAAAUAUCGAAAAAUAUACAAUGGAAAAUGGCAUACAAACAAAAACUGUUCUUGUAAAUGAAAUCAUUACAACACCAUACCAUAAUACAAUAUGUUUACAUUGUAACAUAGUUUGUCAUGAACGAUGUUCAUUAAAUGAAACUACACAAAUUGGUGAACAUAUUUUUCAACAUUGUAAAGCUAUGAAUAAUGGUCGAUGUACAGUAUGUCCUAGUAAAUGUUCAUGUGAUAUGCAUUAUCAUGAUCGACGUUUAAUAAAAUCUAUUCCAAGAACAUUAAAAUCUGCUAUAUCAUCAUUAUCAAAUAAAUAUAUGGAAGAAGAAAAAAAUAAAGUAGCAUGUGAAAUAAAAUGUAAAACUAUUCAAGAAACAAAACGUUUAAUUGAACAAUUAUUACAAGAACAAUAUAAUAAAAUACAUGAUGCUUGUAUACGUAUACAAAAUAAUUGUGAAAAUUUUAAUAUUACAGAAGAAUUAUAUACAUUUAUUAAUCUUCUUAAAAAUGAUCUAAAUAAAUUACGAUCAUCAACAGUAAUUUAUAAAGCAAAAAAAUUUAUUGAAAAAUUAGAAAUACUUGCUAAUGAUAGUUCAUUAACGAUAUCUCAACAAUCACAUUCAAAUAUUACUAAAAAGAAAUCAAGAAUAUCAAAAAAAAGAAAUCAAUUACAAUUGACAUCAACAAUACAAAAUGAUGAUUUAAUGUUAAUCGAUCAAUCAUCUACUAUAACACAAGUUGAUUAUAUUCCAACGGAAGUUUUAUUAUUCGAAGAUAAUUUAUUUAAUCGUAUUCAAACUUCUGAACGACAAACAUCAAAUUUUUCAAAUAGUCGAAAAUAUACUAAAUAUACAACAGAACAAUUAAUUGAUUUAACUCGUCAAUCAAUGGAAAAAAAUAUUUUAAUUGCAAAAGAAUUAAAUAGUCGUUGUGAAGCAGCUUCAAUUGGUUAUUUAUCAGCAACACAAUUAUUAACAUUAUGUGAAUAUUAUGCAUCAUGUCGUCUUUUAACAUCAGAUGAACUUACUCGUUUAUAUUCACAAAUUCAAUUAGAAAUACAACAAUCAACUAAUUCGGAUUCAUCAGAAAAUUUUCCUGUGCCAGUAGAUAAAUUAUUAUAUUUAACUGCUAUUAAAUUGUGUUUAGAAAAUGCUGAUAAAUAUCAAUAA
Messenger RNA from Rotaria sordida, 2007 nucleotides. Lineage: Eukaryota; Metazoa; Rotifera; Eurotatoria; Philodinida; Philodinidae. The record is from the annotation of a GenBank genome assembly.